Molecule: messenger RNA, 3617 nt
Organism: Linum trigynum
Lineage: Eukaryota; Viridiplantae; Streptophyta; Magnoliopsida; Malpighiales; Linaceae
Source: the annotation of a GenBank genome assembly
GGGUUCGAGUCCCAUGAACUCGAACAACAAUCAAGUUCGACGAUGAAGAACUCGAUCUAGAACCACAACGAGUUCCUAAAACUCAAUCAAAGGUAGUUCGAUUUUGCACAAAUCGAUCGAGGUAGAUCGAUGACAAAAAACUCGAUCAUAGUAGUUCGAGUUUGAACAACUCGAUCAAAUUACUCCGAGUUUGGACAACUCGAUCCACCCCGAUCGAUGCCAAUAAACUCGAUCUAGUAAAACGACUUUAGAAUCCUCGAUCCAUAUCUGCACAAGAUCAAUGCCUUGAAAUUCGAACCAUAUAAUUCGAUUCCUAUGGCCUCGAACUAUUGGUCAACCGAUGUGCUUUAGGAUAGGGUUGCAAAGAUAAGAUUCUUUGUUGUCAUAGAUCGAGUUCUAGGGACUCGAACUAGUGUAGUUCGAUUAGACUAAACUCGAACCACUGUGCAAUCAUUCUGUCCAGUCGCUUUCGGUCCGACAUGUUCCAGAAUAGGAUGCAGUGGUAAAAUUAUUGGUUGCCCUAGAUCGAGUUUAAUGGACUCGAACAACUGCAUCAGUUUACGAGGAUAAAAAGGCAUCACUUAGGGGUCGUUUGGAUGAGGAAUUGUGACGGAUCAAUUUGACACAAUUGUCACGUUUUGAGACAAUUGUAUCAAAUUGCCUUGUUUGCCAGCAAAAAAUUUUGAUGGGUCAAUCUGCUUGAGGUAUUUUGAAUUGAUCCAUUUUGAGUCAAUUUCAAUUACCUGGGGUGGGGCAGGUAAUUCGAAUUGACUCGUUUAUAAAACGAGACAAUUGAUCAAAUUAACUCAUUUAUAGAUUGAUUCAUACAAACGACCCCUUAGCACAUUCUGGCUGCUCUUUUACUUUCUAUCUUCAUUCUUCCAAACAUAAAUGGCACCGGUUGGAGCAUCAUAGUUGAGCAAAGAAGAAAAUUUUUGUAGGCAAGUUCUGCUUACGUUGUUUGAAUGAGCAUAUUAUAAUUUUGGAUUAAUUUAGUAUUGUUUGGACUGUAUGUAAUGAGCUGCUUCUAUAAACUGCAGAAAUAGGUAGAAAAUUUCGAAAAUUCGACUUAUUAAUUCGGUGGAAUGGUCGAAUUACACAUUUUCAUGAUAGUAUUGACUAUGAAGAUGGUGAAUCAAGUACUGCCCGGAUUGAGAGCAUAUUUACUUGGCAAGAGCUCAGCCAUAUUUGUGCGGAAUGAUGUUGCAUAGGAGGGCGAAAAGUAUGCAAGAUGACUUACCAUAUGCCGGUUUACAAGGAUUAUGCACUUGUAUAUGAAGGAUCAGUUUUGUCUGACGAUGAUGACAUUAAUAUGAUGGUGAGAUUUAUUGCAGAGAACAGAUUUCCAACUGUUGAAGUUUAUGUCGAGACAGAAGUUGUUGGCCAAUAUGGUGGGGGCGGUUAUAUCGAACAAGGUGAAGGAUCGGGAGGAUUUUCUGGUUCAGGAGAUUUUAGAGUUCUGCAUGAUGCACCAUGGCCAACAUACGAGGAUCGAACUGCAACUGGUCCAUUGGUGGAACAUGACGGACAGGAGUAGCCAGUAUGGGGUGAAGAAUGAGAUUACAUAAGGGCACCCAGACAGUCACCCAGACAAGCAUCUACACCAGCAUCUGGCAUCAACAAUGAUCCUUAUGUGGAUAAACCAAGUCCUCCGUAUACUAGCGAGGCAAGCGACGUGGAAGAUGAAGAGUUACAAUCAAUGAGUAGUUCAGAUAGUGAAGAUCUGGAAGUUGAUAGGGGGAAUUUGAGCCCCCCACACCUCACUACAUGAUGGUGCCCCAACAUCCUCUCUGUGCUCACAACGACGAUCCUGACCUCCCUACUAUACCUAUAUAGACUCCUGAUUCUGGAUUCGUGGUUGGCCAAACAUUUGGAGGAAAGUCUCGGGUGGUCGAUGCAUUGAAAGAAAUUGCUAUGCGAAAAAGCUUUCAAUGUCGUGUCAUCACUCCUAACACUAAACAAAUUCAUGUUCGUUGCAAGAACCAUGGUGACGGAUGCAUGUGGCAUGUUCUGACGGCAUAUGUUAAAAGAAAUGGGGCUUGGCUCAUUCGUAAGACAGACAACAACCACACUUGUAGGUCGUCACUGAUUUCUUUAGAUCACUGACAAUUGAGUGCAAGGAAGGUUGCACAAACAAUCAAACAUCUGAUUGAGGUACAACCUGGGAUCACCGUGAAGAGUGUCAUCGCUGAAGUGAAGAAUCGACAUGGCUAUACCAUCAGUUACAAGAAAGCCUGGCAUGGGAAGUAAAAAGUUAUGGCAGAGGUGUAUGGCAUUUAGGAAGAGUCAUUUGUUAACAUGCCUCGUUUGAUUUUUGUAAUGGUUGAUAAGAAUCCUAGGUCUGUUUUUGUGCCUAGUUACGAAGAUUUCUAUAGGGUUGUUAAACGCAUGCUUAAGCGACUAUUUUGGGCGUUCAAACCAUGCAUUGAUGGUUUCACCCAUUGUCUGCCAAUAAUCCAAGUUGAUGACACCUUUCUGACCGGCAAAUACAAGGCACUCUACUCGUUGCCACUAGUGUUGAUGGCAGUAUGCAACUUUUCCUGCUUGUUUUUGCUAUAGUCGAAUCUGAGAACAACUUAAUUUGGGCAUGGUUUUUUUCCCAACUAUAUACUCAUGUCACUCAACGGAAGGAAAUUGCCAUACUUUCUGAUCGACACUAUGGAAUUGCACAUGCUUUCUACGACCUGCCCGAGGAGCUAGGGUGGAAGUGGCGCUGGUGCAUACGACAUUUAAAAAGCAAUUACGGGAAGCAUUUUGGUAGAACUUAUGGACGACGUGCAGUUUGGCACGCUGGUAAGAACAAAUAAGAUGUUGUGAUUAUAUCAAUUGGUUGAAUGCUUAUACUCCUUUACUAACCUUAUUUUGCUCUAUUGCUUUUCAGACUCGAAAGUUUGUAGACAAAAUGAAGAGCAUAAGGGAGGUCCACUCUGAAGGUGCAGAUUGGCUAGAAACUCAUCCUUUUGAGAGGUGGACGUUACAUCAAGACGAAAGAUAUAGGUAUGGAAUAACAACAACGAACAUGGGUGAGUGCCUUAAUGGUUUGUAUGUUGGUCUUCGUGCAAUAUCUAUCUCAUCUAUAGUCCUGCAUACCUUCUUUUGUACGGUGACAUGGUUAGUUGAAUGCUAUCAAGCAGCAUAUAAGAUAUUGCAUGAGGGAAUCUACAUUCCAAAGAUGAUUACAGAUGAUAUGAAACCAUGGUCGGAAAGGGCAAAAUGUCAUAAGGUGACUUUAUUUAGUCGAAGAGAUUCUCGUUUCGCAGUAGUAACAGGAAGUGGACCAUAUAGUUCAAAGGGUAGUAAUGCUCAAACAGUCAUACUGGAUGCAAGGAACAAAAUAGGAGAGUGUACUCUUGUGGGAAGUUUCAAGGGAGACACCUGCAUUGCUCUCAUGCAUAUGCAGCAGAGAGAAGCGUUAAUUUGGACCAUUUGAUAUUUGUUAGUCCAUACUACAAGACUCCAUACGUGGUCAGAUUUUGGGAAGGGUCGUUCUUUCUCUUAGCUCAUGAAGCAUAUUGGCCCCAGUAUGAUGGACUUGUAGUGUACCCUCCCGAGCACAUGAAGCGUACCAAAUGUCGACCUAGAGUUAAUUGAAUUGCAAAUGAAAUGGAUAGAUCAAG